AUGUCAUCGAAAUCUCUUGAUGCUAGCAGUGAGAACGACUUGGAAGCGGUAGAAGGCGCAAACUCGAACGAGAAUGAUUAUGUUUCUGCGACAGAGAUCUCGUCUGAUGACCGUGAGUUGCUGCGAGAAAAGCUGGCAAGGGUGGAAGAUGAAGUGCUGAGGAAGACCUCUGUCGCGAGAGCACCAUCCACACAGCAGAAACCAGAGGCGUAUCCUUCUUCCAGUGAAGCGAGAAGUGAUUGGAUCGAGAAUUCGUCGAGCAACGCCGACACAAAACAAGCCCAGCCUACAAUGAGUACCGGUGCUGAUGACGAGCUGAAACCAGCGCCGAUCAAGUCACAGCCAGAGGAGAUUUUUCAAUCUGAACCCCCAUCACAAUCACUACUCUCUGAAGUAGCGCCAACGAGCUCCAAAGGCGUCAACAGAAUUCGGAGAAUGACCAAACGAGGCUUGUCCCACAACAACAACCCCAGCAAUAAUCAGGUGCUUCAGCGACCUAGUGUGGUUCGUAGAUCGGGAAGCAAUGCAAGCGGAGCCUCGGCCAAGGGACUCUCCAACAACCGACACAACAACAAAGGCAACAGAAGUCGAACCAGCUCCGUUUCGAGUCAAAAUUCUGGAGGCAACUACAGUGAUGAUGACUUGGUGAUUCAGGAAGGACCUGGAAUCAUGGAUGGCUUUCCUGAUCCGUUUGCCCACAAGGUUACCACCGUACAGAUUCCGCCUGCAUCUCAUAUGGACAACAAUUCCACUGCUGAGUCUCCUCCUCUCACAAGUCUUACGUUGGAUGACCACUAUUCCGCUCCGGGAGGCUAUGCCGUGGGAGGCCCGGCACCCUAUUUGACCCCUACACCCAGCGUACACAAUGAUGAAGAAUUUGAUGAUGAAAUUGACAAUCGUCGUGGUGAUGAGAGUGUCUUGGUGGAGGCAACAUUGGUGCCGGACGAACAACCCCGAAGCUUUCGUCUUGCCAACACUGCAUCAUCCAUUGUGGUGGAAGCCAAACCGUUGUCCAUGCUACUCUCCAACCGUCUCGUCGUGGUGGGCAUUCUGCUCCUGAUUGUCGUCAUUGUGGCCCUGGCCGUGGGACUGGGAGUGGGUGGCAGCAACAACAACGCAAUGGAAAAUUCAGUAGUGACAAUGACAACAAACACCACCGCAAGUCCCACAGCAGCUCCUGUCCCGACAUUGCAGAGAAUUCGUGACACUGGCAUGCUUCGGUGCGGAUUUGAACAAACAUUCAAAACCCUCCGCGAAUUCCUCAGUGAGCUAGAUCCUCACCAUGAAGAAUUGGCCGCCAGUGCAAACUUGAAUGUGCCCAGCCAAUAUCAGGGAUUUCGGGGCAUCUUUGACUUGGGAUUGUGUCAAGCCAUUGCGUGGGCCAUCAACGGCGAAAACGCCACCUUUGAGGCAUAUGCCGUCACAGCAAGCGACAAGCAUGAAAUGCUCCUGAAUGGGACAAUUGAUGUGAUCGUGACAAAAGCAUUCUUAUCCAUGGAAAAUGAUCUAGCCGAGCCAACCACGGGAGAAGGGUUUUCCUACUCCACCUCAUUUAUUUCCUCUGGGAAUGGGUUUUGUGGUCUGCCACACAAUGUCGAGUGCGCAGAAAAUGGUAUCAACACGAUUGGGAACUGCAGUGAUACUGUCAUGUGCGUAUUGAAGGGUUCCGCUUUCCGAGAUGACCUAGAACGCGUUGUCCCGCAAGGUCGGUUGUUGCCAAAGGAAAAUCCUCGCGAGCUGCUGUUAAGUUUCAUCGCGGGGUCUUGCAAUGUUGUAGCGUCCGAAACCUUUAAAGUUUUUGAAAUGGUGCUAAGGCCGGCGGGAUAUCAGGGUGAGUUUGCUACGGGGACAAGAGAGGCAACCAGGGAACUUUGGGCAAUGGCGACAAGAGAAGACGACACCGAGUGGGCCAACUUUGUCAACACAGUCAUUCUUGGUCUCGUAGCAGCCGAAGAACGCGGGAUUACCAAAGAAACAGCAGAUGACAUGGGAGAGGUCCACCUUUUUGGCGGUGAACCACUACAAUACAGCCGAAUGCUCAUCAAUGCGGUCAAAGCAGUGGGGAACCUUGGGAAUCUGUACGACAAGUCAAUUGGAUGGAUCUUACCCCGUCUGCAAAUAAACCAUGUCAACAACGGAACAACUGGAUUGCUUUUCUCAUCCGAGUUUGGAGAUGAAGUUAUCACAGGUCCUGGACCCAGGGAAGGAGGCGUGUUGGAAACCGUGUUGCAAAGGGGCAGCUUGAGAUGUGGCGUACGACCCGAUCGGCCAGGAUUCGCAACUUUUGACGUCACGACGACGACAGCAUGGAAAGGUUUCGGCGUCGACUAUUGUGUUGCUCUUGCUUCGAGUCUCUUCCAAGGAAGGCCGAACUCGGUCGAAUUUGUGAACGUCAUCAGUGCUAGCGAGGGGUUUGAAGCUCUUCAGGGAAGGCGGGUUGAUGUAUUAGCGGGGUCGGUAUGGACGAUUCAAAAUAACAUGCGAGAACCCACGACGCAACAAAGCUAUUCAUUCACCAAACCAUACUUCUAUGGGCCCGUUCGAGCGGCUACAAACGCAACAAGAAGUUUCGAUGAGAAUCUGUGCCUUGCGACUCGGCAAGAUGACCCACAAUGGUCGUCUUUUGUCUAUUGGACAGCUCAAUCUAUCGUGUAUGCAGAAGAACAUGGAAUCACGCAGCUUUCAUCGAGCAACAUGCCCUUGACCAAUCUGUUUGGUGCCGACUUGACCAGAAUGUUUCGUGAUGCGGUUCACGCAGUUGGCAACUUCGCGCAAGUGUAUGCACGGAAUCUAGAACCCCGCUUGCCGAGAGGGGGGCGCAACAGGCUCACUCGUGUGGGUGACAACACUCCGUUGCUUUACGUGCCCCCUGGCUUCGACUAG
Molecule: messenger RNA, 2883 nt
Organism: Seminavis robusta
Lineage: Eukaryota; Bacillariophyta; Bacillariophyceae; Naviculales; Naviculaceae
Source: the annotation of a GenBank genome assembly